GUCACCUACCUGUGCUGGCGAGUUCCAAGGUUGCAACCAGUCGAGCAGUCGGUGCUGAAAUACUCUCCAUCCCGCAUUGCUUCACAUCGAUUAUUCGACAAUGGCCGACGCGACGAUAAGAAGCCUGCGGGAGAGCCUGUGCUCGCAGGACACGCCCCUUGCGGUGCAGUUCCGAGCGCUUUUCUCACUAAAGCAUCUUGCGACUACCUCCGAAGACAGCGCCUCUAUCGCCGCGAUUGAAGCCAUUGCCGCCGGUUUUGCAUCGCCUUCGGCGCUGCUCAAACAUGAGCUGGCAUACUGCCUGGGUCAAACAAAGAAAGACGCUGCAGUGAAACCCUUGCGCGAUGUUUUGUCCGAUCUACAAGAAGACCCCAUGGUCAGGCAUGAGGCUGCUGAAGCCCUGGGUGCUUUGGGCAAGGUCGAGAACCUGGAUAUCCUCAAGCAGUUCCGCGAUCGCAAGGGCGAGGAUAUUGCAGUGAAGGAGACAUGUGAAAUCGCCAUCGAUCGGGUAGAGUGGGAAAACUCGCCAGAGAGACUACAAGAACAGUUGCGACAGAGCGACUUUGCCUCCAUCGAUCCCGCGCCGCCCAUGCCCGAAUCCGAGAGGAGCGUCGGCGACCUUGAAAUGGUACUUAUGGACGUGGAACAGCCUCUGUUCAAGCGCUAUCGCGCCAUGUUCGCCCUGCGCGACCUGGCGUCACCGCCAGACUGCCCAACUGCUGUUCCUGCGGUCCUUGCGCUCGCCCAAGGCUUCAAGGACGAGUCUGCACUGUUCCGUCAUGAAAUUGCCUUUGUGUUUGGCCAGCUGUCGCACCCAGCCUCAAUACCCGCGCUCACGGCAGCGCUCAGCAACGUGAAUGAGGCGAGCAUGGUUCGGCACGAGGCAGCUGAGGCUCUCGGCGGGCUCGGUGAAGAGGAUGGCGUUGAGGAUACCCUGAAGAGCUUCCUUCACGAUAAAGAGAAGGUUGUGCGCGACAGUGUUAUUGUUGCUCUGGACAUGGCAGAGUACGAGAAGAGUGGUGACGCAGAGUACGCCCUGAUCCCUGCGGCUGCCGCUGCCUCUGCCUGAGCGAAUGGUCGUUUAUAUAGAUUCCAUAGAUGAGAGCCCUCUCAGUUGUUCUCGUUCCAUCUACA
This is a messenger RNA of Purpureocillium takamizusanense, 1134 nucleotides long. RefSeq names its product Deoxyhypusine monooxygenase (gene LIA1). Gene Ontology annotation, molecular function: deoxyhypusine monooxygenase activity. The record is from RefSeq and is a predicted model, not a curated record. NCBI's taxonomy places the organism in Eukaryota, Fungi, Ascomycota, Sordariomycetes, Hypocreales, Ophiocordycipitaceae. Bases 101 to 1069 code for a protein of 322 amino acids. Gene Ontology annotation, biological process: peptidyl-hypusine biosynthetic process. The transcript is spliced from 2 exons.